AUGAGUAAGAUUAGGGGCCUCCCGCCUGAGAUCAGGGAGGCAGGCCCUGGAGUGAAGCUAGGGGUGGAAAAUGGCCUCCUUUGUCAACUGAUUCAUUCUCCAGAGUUCAACUUGUUCUCUGACUCCACAGUAUUUGAAAGCAACUUCACCCAGGUCAUUAAGCCUGAGAAAUGGAUAGAUGUCUCCGGACGGUACACCACCAUAGCCCUUGGAGUGACUUCGUCUGUACCCUGCCUGCCACUCCCCAACGUCCUCCUGAUGGCCAAGGUCACCUGGCCCCAGGGUCAUUUUGCUACCUGGAAAACCCCUGGUAAUGCUCCAGUUAUCACCCUCAACAGGAUCCUGCCCCUGAAGUACGUGGAGCUGAAGAUCUGUGACAGGAUUCAGCGCAUCCUGAGGGUGAGGACAGUGACCGAAAAGAUCUACUACCUGAAGCUCCACGAAAAACACCCUGAUGCUGUAUUUCAGUUCUGGACUCGCUUGGUGAGAAUUCUGCAGAAAGGCCUGUCAAUCACCACCAAGGACCCCAGGAUACAGUUCACUCACUGCCUGGUGCCCAAGGUGUCCAGCAGCUCCAACGAGUCUACAUCUUCAAGCAGCCUCUUCCCCACCUCCCCGGACAGUGAAAAUCUCAGACUGAGGUUGGCAGACACCAGCAGUGGAAGUGUGCUGCAUCUCCCAGCACGGACCCAGUCCUCAACAGCCAUAAACACCACCAUGACCCUCAAAAUGGACAAUUUGAACAGCAAAGAGGAGACAACAUCCGCAAUUCCAGUCACUUCAACUAUACCCCUGAGAGCUGCAUUGACUCACAGUCUCUGGGAGCAAGACAACGCGGACGAGCACUGCUGUGAGGCACCCGCAGCCAGCUCCCUAGGAGAAAACUUCUGGGGCCCCUGA
Molecule: messenger RNA, 900 nt
Organism: Elephantulus edwardii (Cape elephant shrew)
Lineage: Eukaryota; Metazoa; Chordata; Mammalia; Macroscelidea; Macroscelididae
Gene: GARIN1A
Product: family with sequence similarity 71, member F2
Exons: 5
Coding region: 1-900 (299 amino acids)
Cellular component (GO): nucleus
Source: RefSeq, a predicted model, not a curated record